CGGCGCGACUUUACGUCGAAACUGGCUCUUCCACCUGCUCAUUCCGUACACCACUAUAUGGAGUGCAAGGCGGUGGGCAUCUGAAGGGAAGUCAUUCUCCAUCAGAUGCCAGAGGGUACGGCCGCCGGUGCUUCGGUGGCGAUGCGCUGCCGAAAGUCAGCUGCCGAGGGUGUGUCCAAGCGUACAAGCUUUACGCCAUUGUCAUGUCUCCAGUGUUCGCGCAACCACUCGGCUGCACUGAUGCAUGUGGAACAGGGUCUCAUCUUUCGGACAUCGUUCGCAAGAUGAGAGGGUUCAGGCAUCGCUUACCAUUGCUCUGCGGUUCCUUCCCCUCCCGAUGGCUGAUGCAUCGUAACGAUGCGUGCAUUUCGACCCCCCGACAAGACGCUCAACCCUACCUUGACAAUCUGAUCGCACUUCUGUGCGCGAUCAUGCUGCUUGCAGAGCAAUCCUGUAACGCAUAUACUGUGUACCAUUUGAAGAGAUUUGCAGCCUCCAAAGAGCGCUGCCUGCUUGACAACACCAACACAGAUCAGAAUAAUCGCACGCGUUACUCUGCGGACCAACUCCCAUGUAGGCACACUGUAGCAGACAACUCGGGUUCAAUCUCCAGAAUGUACGAUCGCGCAAAGCUCCACAGAACACGUUGCAUCUCCAAACAUCGAUCGAUAUUGUUCCGGAAGUAGCAAUGCUCGAGGUGAGCAUGGCUUGUGCGGAGCAAACGUGACAUUUACGCCAUGCUUCGGUGCCUAUCCCAAUCCAGGAGCAUACAUAACAGUGGCUGGGGAUUUAUAGAUCGAGG
This is a messenger RNA of Baudoinia panamericana UAMH 10762, 802 nucleotides long. RefSeq lists its product as uncharacterized. The transcript has a single exon. The coding region runs from base 204 to 686 and encodes 160 amino acids. Lineage: Eukaryota; Fungi; Ascomycota; Dothideomycetes; Mycosphaerellales; Teratosphaeriaceae. The record is from RefSeq and is a predicted model, not a curated record.